UACUUCCCAACGCAAGCAUUGAAUUUCGCAUUCAAGGACACGUACAAGAACAUUUUCCAAAAAGGAGUGGACCGUCAAAAAGAGUUCUGGAAGUUUUUCGCUGGAAAUCUGGCGUCCGGUGGAGCAGCUGGAGCAACUUCUCUCUGUUUUGUGUAUCCUUUUGAUUUUGCAAGAACCCGAUUGGCAGCAGAUGUUGGGAAAGCAGAAAAUCGAGAGUUUAAGGGAAUCAUGGACUGUUUGGUAAAAACUGCAAAAUCCGAUGGGACCAUCGGAUUGUACAGAGGAUUUGUGGUUUCGGUGCAAGGUAUUAUAAUCUACCGUGCUGCCUAUUUUGGAAUGUUUGACACCACAAAAACCCUAUUCACUCCCGACGGUCAACAAUUAAACUUCUUCAAAUCAUGGGCGAUUGCUCAGAUAGUUACAGUAUCCUCAGGAAUCCUAUCGUAUCCUUGGGAUACGGUAAGACGGAGGAUGAUGAUGCAAUCGAAUCGAAAAGACGUUUUGUAUAAGAAUACAAUGGAUUGUUUGAGGAAAAUUUUUAAGGAUGAGGGACCGAUGGCACUAUAUAAAGGAGCACUUUCGAAUGUCUUCCGUGGGACUGGUGGAGCAUUGGUGUUGGCGAUUUAUGAUGAAAUUCAGAAGCAUAUUUAA
Molecule: messenger RNA, 651 nt
Organism: Caenorhabditis briggsae
Lineage: Eukaryota; Metazoa; Nematoda; Chromadorea; Rhabditida; Rhabditidae
Exons: 3
Biological process (GO): mitochondrial ATP transmembrane transport; mitochondrial ADP transmembrane transport
Cellular component (GO): mitochondrial inner membrane
Molecular function (GO): ATP:ADP antiporter activity
Source: RefSeq, a predicted model, not a curated record